Messenger RNA from Oreochromis niloticus (Nile tilapia), 793 nucleotides. RefSeq names its product 5-hydroxytryptamine receptor 3C-like. The transcript is spliced from 4 exons. Gene Ontology annotation, cellular component: membrane. Gene Ontology annotation, molecular function: extracellular ligand-gated monoatomic ion channel activity. Bases 297 to 668 code for a protein of 123 amino acids. Gene Ontology annotation, biological process: monoatomic ion transport. NCBI's taxonomy places the organism in Eukaryota, Metazoa, Chordata, Actinopteri, Cichliformes, Cichlidae. The record is from RefSeq and is a predicted model, not a curated record.
AAAAAGCUGUCACAACAAUCGUCAUGUGAUUGACUGAUACGGAACAAAUCCAAGCGAAGAUGAUAAGUGAUAAAAACCUGCUUUAAAUCCAAACACUUGCAACAAUGUGUGGAUGGACGCGUGGAUCAGGUACAUGUGUCACACUGCAAAGUCAAUAUUAGUUUCUGAAGGUGGUUACGGGUUUCACCUGCGCAUCCUCACAACUUUAUCUCUAUGUGACGGCACCCAAGCUGUUGCAAUUUAGAAUAUCAGCCACUUGUCAUGUUAAUGAGGGCUAAAUAAAGCUGAGACAGAAAAUGGCCGGUGUGAAAACUGCUGAGCUGAUCGUCAUCUGUUUCAUGCUGCUACAAGGCUUUGUGGCAGCUUUCAACUGCACCAGCCCAACUCCUGCCGCCCUGUUUGAUGAACUCGCAAAACAUUUGUUCUCUAACAAACUGCUGCAUCCCGUCGAAACCUUUGCAAAGCCAAUAAACAUAUCCAUCAGCAUAACAGUGGCAGGAAUUUUAGGAGUGGAUGAAAAAACCCAAACACUGUCUUCAGUCUUAUGGCAGGUCCUGGAGUGGGAUAUCGAAGGACUGAACUGGGAUGAGAAGGAAUGUGCAGCUAAAAGAGUUUCGGUUCCUCGGGACAACCUUUGGGUCCCAGACAUUCAAAUAAAACAGCUGUAAGUUUAAUGAAUUUUGUAAAUCAAGUCGAAGAAAUUAACUUUUAAUUAAAACACUAAAAAUGUCAGAAAUGACAAAGCAGUCAUGAGAGACAUCGACGUCGACAUCAGGCUGAGCUGGAAGACCAA